UCUAUGUCCUUGAAUGAAUUGUUUUCGUUUAGUUUUGGUUGUCAAAUUUUGUAUUACUGCAUCUGCAUACUUGUAAAUUAAUGGUAACUGGAGACAUCAAUAUUUUGGUUGUCUCUUCUAGUUAGAAGUGAUGUUCAAAAUUUACAGCUGUGUCUGAAUACUUGGUAAAAUUCCACAAACAUGCCCAACCGCAACGUUGCUGAUUAUGUCAAAAGGAGGGAAAUCAAUGAGGGAGUGAGAGAUCAACUUCAGCAUAAGCUUCAUGUGACCGACAGCUUCGUUCACCGUCUCGGCUUGGAGAAGGAGCUUGAAGGACACCAAGGAUGUGUCAACUGCCUAGAGUGGAACUCAGAAGGCCGAAUUUUGGCUUCGGCCUCGGAUGAUUUCCAAGUCAUUCUCUGGGAUCCUUUCAGGCAUCGGAAGAUCCAAACCAUUCAAACUAUACAUCAUGGAAAUAUAUUUUCUGUUAAGUUUCUACCAGGCACCAAUGACAAUACGCUGGUCACAGGAGCGGGUGACUUCCAGGUGCACACGAUAGACGUUACGCUGAAGGAAACGACUCAGGUGUGUGCAUGCGCAACAGGCCGAGUAAAGCGGUUGGCGACUGCGCCUCAAGUGCCCUUCCUGUUCUGGAGCGCUUCUGAAGAUGGAGCCGUCAGGCAGUAUGACAUGCGCAGUCCGCACUCGUGUUCUGGAGACGUGACUAACGUUUUGGUAUACCUGAGGACACAUCUCGGACACUUUGCGGAGGCGAAAUGUCUCGCUGUUAAUCCGCUGCGACCGGAAAUACUGGCUGUGGGAGCCAACGACCCCUACGUCAGGCUGUACGACCGCAGAAUGAUCCGGCUUACCAAGAUAUACUUGUCCGAGAGUCUCCACAGUCAGAGAGCUCGACUGAACGUUCCUCCGUCCCAACCAUUGGAGCUAGAGGACAACUUGCCCCGGGAGUGUGUGCAGUACUUCGUGGCAGGUCACAUACCAGUGAAACAAAAAGACUUACAGAAGAAGUUCCGAAAUUUAGCCGCAACUUACGUCACCUUUGGCUCCAAAGGAACUGAUCUCCUUCUCAACCUCGGUGGUGAACAGAUCUACUUGUUUGACAUCACUCGUAAACAAAAGCCAAAGGCUUUCGACCUGCCCAAACCAUCUUUCUCUAAAGGUGAAAAAGAUCAUGGCAGCACGUCAAACGGAUACAGCAACGGAUACCAUCCUGGCACAAACGGUUAUUCUACAUCAAGUUCUAAAAAGGACGACAGCAAACUUAAACUCCCAGACCAUGUGGAGGCUAUGAAACUUACGGCAAACAUGCUGUUUGAGAAGGAAGAGUAUGGGCCGGCCAUCAGAGUUUACAAUGAAGCUAUUCAGCACUACGCUAGCAGUCCAGUGUUGUACGGGAACAGAGCAGCUGCAUACAUGAAGAGGGAUUGGGAUGGAGAUAUGUACGCAGCACUAAGGGAUUGCCACACAACUCUACAUCUCGACUGUAACCACGUCAAGGCCUUCUUUAGAUUAGCGAGAUGUCUGAAUGAGCUUCAUUGGACGGACGAAGCGAAGCAGUGUCUAGAGAUGUUCAAACAGAGGUUUCCCAACCACGUCAACAGUCACGCCUGCAGAGCGCUGGAGAAGGACAUCUUCAUGGCGACCAUGUCCUCGUCUCCAGAGGGCUCGGAGGAAGAUUCAGACGACUUGGAGAUGGCAAAGGACGGAGAUCUUGGUUUGGACGGUAUUCUCAGUCGCAUCUCUUCACAAGAGCGACAUUGGCGAGAAGGUUCAUACGAUUAUGACAAACGAUUCUAUGGCCACUGCAACACCACCACCGACAUCAAGGAGGCUAAUUUCUUUGGCAGUGAAGGACAAUACAUCAUCGCAGGUUCAGACGACGGUUCAGUGUAUUUCUGGGACCGGCGGACGACCAACAACGUGAGGAUACUGCGAGGCGAUAGCUCCAUAGUGAACUGUCUACAACCGCACCCUACGUACUGUCUGUUGGCCAGUAGUGGUAUUGACCCCCUUGUAAGGCUUUGGUCCCCACUACCUGAGAAUCAAGAGAACACCCACGAGGUACGUGACAAAGACGCAGCCGCCUCAUCAAACCAGCGUCGUAUGAAGGCGGAUCCCUUCGACGUGGUGCUUAUGGGCAUGGGAUAUCAGAGAGUGGGCAGCGGGGAAGAGAGCGGGGACGAAGCCAGCGGCCCCACCUACAACUGCCAUACCAGUUAGUCCCGGCGCAGUCAGUAGCGCCAGCGUAGGUCAUAAGCGUAUGUGAACCACCACUGUAUUUUUCACUACUUGGACUAAUAGUCAAGUCUUGGUUCACUGCCAUAAGUUACCAUGGUAUAUUUUUUCCCUUGAUUGUGUAAGUUUGAAAGACUGGAUAUAUUGUGGUAGUAUUAGGCUACAAAAAUAUUGUGUAUUUUUUUGUGAGAUAGAUUUAAAAUAAUUGCUAUUGAGGUUUCUUCGAUUGAACAUUUCAGUUUUCACAAACGAUUUCUGUAUUAGUAAGUAACUUAAUAAUAGAAUGUUCCUCGCAAGUGUAAUUUUUAAAUCGCAAGACUGGAUAUGUUUUGGUGAAGUUCAGCUACUAAAUAGUGUGUAUAUUUCCUGAGGUAAAAGAGGAAAUUUAUUAUUGAGGUUAUUUUUCUUAGGUGAUUGAACCUUUGAUUUCAGAAAAUAUUUAUUCAUUGUUGUAAUUGAUUUAGCACAAAGAAAAUUGUAAAUCAAAAGGUAAUUAAUUAUUUAGUUUUUGUGUUGCAAAAUGAAUUCUUAGUUAUUUAGGCCUUUUAAAAUGGAUGCAAAUAAAUAUAACAGCUUGGAUUUACUGUUGUUCAUUAUGCUUGUUAAAAAUUAAUCAAAUAAAAAAAUAAGUCUUAAAACAAGUACACUAUUCCCAGUUUAAUUUGAUUGAUUUGAAUUAAUUUUUUAAAUUUUAUUCAUGAAAUUUUCUCCAGCUUGGAUUAUGUACUGUUUCCAUUUUUCAAAUCAUUCUUAGGAUAAACACCACAAUAUGGUUGGGAAUGUGUAUAUAAUAUUUUAUAUCGUAAAAUAAAUCUGAGUUAGUAUAUCCUAUCAAAAAACUUCUUCAUUUAAAAUUUUCUAAAAGGGUUUUUCGGAUAUUAAGUCUUUAAGAUUCUACCCUUUGUAUAGCCUAACUCAGAACUAUAAAAAUUAAAGCAGUAGGGUUAGAAUUAUAGGGUUAAAAUAUAGAAAAGUAUUUUAGUUAAAGCAAGAGGGUAAAUUAUUAGAUUUUUCUAACCUUUCCAUAGUUCUGGACAGUUAUUGACAAGGUGAACUCAUUUUCUAGAAAGUGUGAAAACAGUACUUGACUAUCGGCGUCAGGCGAAAAUCUUCUUUACUUUCUGAACAGCCUGGUAUUUUGUGUUAAUGAGUGAUACAAUAGCUGUUUUUUGAGAACUGAGUAUUUUAGUGUCUGCUGUGAUUUUGGUAAAUCUAAAAAAAAAAACAUUUCUAGGCACCUAUCUAUUUGUUCACUCUAUAGUUCUAGUUGUCAAAAAGGGGUUUAUUAGUUUUGAAUUGCACUGAAAUCCUUGUGCAAUAAUAUCACUGUCUGUGGCACCAUUGAAAGUUAAUCAUUCUUCAUGGUUUUGUUUUGUUGGUGUGGGUUUCUUACCAUUAUUUUGUAAAUGUCUAAAAACUGUUACUUAAAUACAGAUGUAGAAUCCAAGCAAUUGUAAAUAGCUUGUACCGGAUUAAGUUAAAGAAGCAAAUAAUUUUAUUGUAUAUAUUUGAGCCAUGUCAGUAAAGAAUCUAAAUGUUUUAUUAUUGUAAAUAUGUUAAAUCAGUAAAAGAUUUGUUAUUUGUAAGUUUACUGUGUAUUUUUCUUUUCAUAACUUUAGCUCACAAAUUGUAUUGGUCAGUACUAAAUUUUUCUUUGAUUUGUGACAAUAAUAACUAAAUCAUUGAGAAAAUUCAGGUUUUGAGUCUGCCCUAGGCCUAUAAGAAAUAAUAAGCCACCCUUCUUCAGCUCAAGAAAAUCCAUAAACUAUAUCUACGACAAAAUCGUCAUGACAAAAAAACCACUUGUUGGUAUAGCAAAAGAAGACCUCAGUAAGGAGUAAUAUCUAACAGUUUUGUUGUUCUGUCCCACCUUUUGGGGAAUUGAAUACUUCAAAAAUAUGAUUUUGGUACAUUUCAAAAUCUUUCAAUCAUGAUAAAGAGGAAAAUUUUUAAGUAAUUAGUUUUCCCAAAAUGCAAUGUGUACAUGUUACAGAUUUUUAAAACCUAUCUAAAUAAAACAUGUGUUAGUGCCUAGCUGAGUAAUUAAAUGUUUAUUUUCAGUAAGGUGUUUAAAAUCAAAACAUUAUAUAGUGAAUCCAUGUGCCACUUAAAAUUAAAACAAUAGUUGACAUAGCUUGAAACUAAUGAUUAGUUGUGAAUUGACCAUAAUGACUCUUCGUCGUAAUAAUCAAAGUCCCUCUAAAUUGUAUUUUAGCUUAACUGUUUACUUAUCUUGUCUUACUGCCUACUGCAUCAGUAAAGGCUAUACUUGUAUGUUGCUUGGGAAAUUGCACAUAAGCUGGAAACGUCUUUUACACUCCUCAACGUGUUAGGUAAUUUUUAUAUUAUUUUUCAUUAUUUUAAUACACAAUGACAUCUUAUCAUUAACCUCAUUUGGAAAUCUUUAUUUGUCUACAUCUUUGUUAAAGGAAGCAGUGGCGUAUCCAGAGGGGGUUAGGGGUUUGACGUGACCUUAAAACCCUCCAACCUUAAAACGUGAUUCCCUUUUAUAUGACCCUUAUGACUACCGUUACUUUACAUGCUCAGGCCCAAGAGACAACUUAUGAUUUCAACCACUUAGGCCUAAACAUAUUUGAUUAAUUCUAUUCUUCAGCUAUCGUCAAUGCUACACUACUAACUUUAAGCACUACUUUCCUAUCUUUUGAAAAUAACGCAAGUUAAGUGACAAUAAUAAUCUCGUUGAACGCUACUUUGAACUACCAUUCAGGACGGAACUUGUAAACAAAAGUAAAUUCAAAGAAGAAUAAUUAGAAGUACAAGGAUUAAAGGAUACAUUUCAAAACCGCUAAAUCUCACAUAUUUGCAAAAUAAGUUAACUACUGCUGUAUAAACAAAACAUGAAUACAAUAAUAUCUAUAUGUACAAAUCAGAGCAAGACAAACAGAUACAUCGUUAUUUACGUUGCACAUGAUGAAUCACAUACUUGUGUGAGCGCACACGUCAUUUGUUAGUUAGUUAGCCUUCCGCAAUUUUCUAAGUUGAACCAAACAAAUGCAAAUAAUUGGGACUCUUUAAGUCUUACUGUAAAAUCAUUUGAAAUAUUUACUUAAGAUAUAUUGUCUAGGUUUGACCUUUUAAAUUCUAUCCCUCCCUCCCAAAGGUUGUAUAGAUAAGAAGAAUGUACUAAUUUCAAUGUAGGUACCUUGAUAAUAUUAUUUUGUGUAUAUGUACAAUUUAUUGUUAGUUGUAGCAACGGUAUUUCUCACUAUUGUGUUGAUAAUGUUGAAUAUUGUGUAUAGAAAUGUAGCUAUAUAAUUUUAUAGUAAAA
Macrosteles quadrilineatus (aster leafhopper) is the source of this 5524-nucleotide messenger RNA. RefSeq names its product WD and tetratricopeptide repeats protein 1-like. Gene Ontology annotation, cellular component: cytoplasm; Cul4-RING E3 ubiquitin ligase complex. NCBI's taxonomy places the organism in Eukaryota, Metazoa, Arthropoda, Insecta, Hemiptera, Cicadellidae. Gene Ontology annotation, molecular function: protein binding. Gene Ontology annotation, biological process: negative regulation of fatty acid biosynthetic process. The coding region runs from base 181 to 2220 and encodes 679 amino acids. The transcript is spliced from 15 exons. The record is from RefSeq and is a predicted model, not a curated record.